AUGGACUCCAGUGUGGCAAUAACGCGUUGUCUCGAGGACGAGAUCGCGGGAAAGUCAUGGAGUGGGCUUUAUCCGCCUGACCAGGUUGAUAUCAUUCGUGAUAUCUUUGAAAACCUGGACACAUUGCACGACCAUGCUGUCGGCUGGAGAGUUCUGUGGAGGAAACGAGAUGCUGGGCCGGAGAUCCGGAAGGCGGAUGAGCUCGCCAGUACCGGAUCGCGGCACUGCGUGUCACAGGUCGACCGUGACGAGCAGCACCAAGGUCAACACGAAGACCUGGCGGAGUGGUGCCCGAUCCAGGCAUGGAGACCAAAUCCUACUCUCGCCUCCAAGUUGGCGGUCCUCCGGGCAAUGCCUUCCCUCACGGGUUGGCUCAUCAGCUCAUCGUCCAACCCUCAAGCCGGUCCUUUCAUCAAGAGCACACCUCCAGUCACUCCUUCGAUAACUGCGAUCCUCUACCAGGGUCACAUCGUUCGCAUCACAAGCUCAGCCUCAGUCCCUGGUCAAGAAGCGAUUUCUGGUCUUUUCUCCAGCACUCACAACGCCAAUGCCCGACUAGGUCCACAAGGUCCGAGCCAUACUUCCGACCAGAUCACGCAAUCCAGAUCUUUCCUCUGA
Zymoseptoria tritici IPO323 is the source of this 618-nucleotide messenger RNA. RefSeq lists its product as uncharacterized. The record is from RefSeq and is a predicted model, not a curated record. Lineage: Eukaryota; Fungi; Ascomycota; Dothideomycetes; Mycosphaerellales; Mycosphaerellaceae. The transcript is spliced from 4 exons. Bases 1 to 618 code for a protein of 205 amino acids.